GAGCACAGAGUAUCGCUCAGCUCCGCCGGUUUUGGUCUGAUGUGUUGCUGCUGCUCGGAGCUAACUCCAACUGUACAUGUGUGGCUAAAACCUUUCUCUUUGUACAGGCGCUUAUCUUUUUUUAAUGUCCUGGUAUUUCUAAAACUGGUAAGUUUAAAUAAUUAAAAUAAUCCUGUGUUUGAGUACAAGAAUGUUUUGUGUAUGAGAGGACAGCUGUAGAGCUGCUGUGUUAGCAUUAGCCAACGUUAGCUAAGUUAGUCUUCACAGAGUGUCAGGCCCACAGGCUGCUGCAGCUGGAUAACCAUCUGAUUUAUUCAAGCUCAGACUUCACCUUUCAGAGCAGCGGCACCACAUGAAUCCACAGUAAUUUUGCUGGUUUAUUUGCAGGAAACAGAGUCUGUGACGGGCAGCUAUGUCUCUGUACGAUGACCUCGGUGUGGGGGCCAGUGACACCAAAACAGAGGGCUGGUCCAAAAACUUCAAACUGCUGCAGUCCCAGCUCAAGGUGAAGAAAGCUGCUCUGACCCAAGCCAAGGUAAGUCUCAUGGUUUUCUCUAGAUAGCUGUUGUGGCAUGUUUUAGGUUUAACUUCUUAAUAAGACACCAAACACAGUCAGAACAAAAGAGUCCUCCAGAUCUGCAGAGGUUUCUGAUCAGUGUCUUCAUUGUCCUUUACAGACCCAGCGGAUGAAGCAGACCACUGUGUUGGCUCCAGUCAUCGAUCUGAAGAGAGGAAGCUCCGGGGAUGACAGACAGAUCUCAGACACUCCUCCACAUGCUGCAGCUGGGCUUAAGGUCUGUCUCAACCACUGAACCUGCUCUCAAAGUUUUGUAAUAAGCAACCACACUACUACUGAAUUUCAACAGCAUAGACUUAAAGUUUUCACUCUAAUUUAACCCAUUAAGACCUGAACCCUGUCUGAGCCACGCCUCUGAAAUCCUGAGGGCCAUUUUGAGAAGGGCCCCCAGAUCCUGAGGUUUUCUGAAGAGUUGAGGUUUACAAAAAAGCUGAUAUCUCGGCCUCUGUAGCAGAUGACACUUCUCCGCCGAAGCUGCUCUCUGCUUCCAUUAUUUACUUUCCUCACAAAGCGCGAUGCAAGACCCAAGCAUGAAUCUGUUUGCUUAAUUAAGCUUUAUUAGCCUAUCAGAUUCAAAUGUUUGAAAAACUACAGAAUGUUACAAAACGACGUAUCCGUGCUCCCAGUUGAAAGGGUAGAAAUGCGUACAUGGUUCUCCCCGCUUGGAAGGUUGAAAUGCAUUCAUGCUGUCCAGGUUUAAAUAGGUCGAUAACUUCUCAGCCACAUGCCGUCCCUGUCCCACUCAUGAAUUAAAGACGCUCGCUCUUUGUUUGUUUGUUUUCCAGGAUGCAGUACCCAGCGGCUUCUCCUCUGGUGAUGUGCUGAUCCCGUUGGCAGAUGAGUACGAUCCCAUGUUCCCCAACGACUACGAGAAGGUGGUGAAGCGACACCGAGAAGAACGACAGCGGCAGAGGGAGCAGGAGCGACAGAAGGAGAUAGAGGAGAGGGAAAAGUAUGAUCAUGACAACACACCUCUCACAUUGCAGUGUAAACCAAAAGAAGAGCUUGAACUCGAGGGGGUGAUUUCUAAGAGGUGCAAAACCUGGAAUUUAUGCACUGUCCCUUUAAAUACAAGAAAUUAUUGAACAAAUUUGCUUGUAGCUGUGAAAAACACUUCAGGGUAGAGUAAUCAUAAAAAUCCCUUCCAACGUUGAAGUGAUAGUGGACUGUGCCGGGCGUCUACAUGAACACCAGACUCCUCUUAUGAUCUGAAACUUCUUGUGACGCAGGAAGAGGAAAGAUCGGCAUGAAAGCGGAGCGCCUAGCGGUUUUUCUCGUUUCCCUACAGCCGAGGGUGACUCAGACGAGGACGAAGACUACGAGAAAGAGCGAAGGAAAAGAAGUGAGUUUACAUCUGCUGUGCCUGUAGUAAUGCAUCCCAUGUUGGGACAUUUUUCCUGUUUUUCCACUUUGCCAGUCAGUGUGAUUUUUGAAAAAUCCCCAAAAUGAUCAAAAUUUAGAUGGUUGCUAAAAAAAUAAGUCAUUCCUACUUGGCAUCAGAGUUGGAGCUUGAAGUCCAGCCUUGCCCAGAUAAAUGAGACAUUAUUUCUUGCAAGUUAGUCUUUCACUUUUCAUUUAGUUGACAUGUCUAAGUCAAGAAAAACUGACUAUUUCAACCUAGAAUAGCGGCUUAACUCCAUUGGGGACCAACAGGAGACCCUAAACUUUAUGACUUUUGCUCUCUAACACAAUUGAACAACUGCGUUUCUCUUUCACAGGUAUGGGCGGUGCAGCUAUUGCCCCUCCAUCUUCACUAGUUGACAGAGAUGGUAAGUCUUCUGAGCCACCAGUUUGUGUGAAUUUGUGGGAGUUAAAAAUGAAAAAUACAGCAGUGAAGGAAGAGCAAGGACUCUUGCCUCUGUUUAGAACGACUAAACUCUUCUUCAGUCCAAUUCUGUGUUUAUUUUCUUUCCUUUUUGUUACUGACACUUGAUUUACUUACUGACAAACUAGGAGAGACUCUGUUCAUGACUGUAGUUGUAAGUUUGAAGUGUGUCAUUAGAGGGCAGCAAAGUCUUACUCAUGAGACGACAGUGUGUCUGUUAUAGUGUCAGUGUUGUUGUAACUGCGGCCCUUCAGUAACCUGUUCACCUUUUUAGGCUCUUCUUCUUCUUCAUACUCUUAUGAAGACGAAGGUCGUCCUUCCAGAGGUUCAAAGGCCGCCAUCCCCCCUCCCAUGUAUGAGGACGCAGACCGUCCACGUUCCCCGCCCGGACCAACCAGCUCCUUCCUGGCUAAUAUGGGGUGAGAAAGACACUCAAAACUAAUAUUUCUAAUCACUUCUCACACUUAUCUCAGACAAAUAGAAAGGGGUAUUAUAUUCAUUUUUCUGUUGGGUUGAUAUUUUUAGGUAGGUAGCAGUUUUUAGACAUUGAUAACCUCCAAGUUUUUUUUAAAACAUCUGUGCAGAUGUUUUGGAUAAACAGCUUUAGUGUUGCAACAUUUCACACUUUGAUAUCUACUCCUGCAGAGGUACGGUGGCACAUAAGAUCAUGCAGAAGUACGGCUUCAAAGAGGGUCAGGGCCUGGGGAAGCACGAGCAGGGCCUCAGCACGGCGCUGUCAGUGGAGAAGACCAGCAAGAGAGGCGGGAAGAUCAUCAUCGGCGACGCUGCAGAAAAACGUAAGAACACCUGUAUCGUGUUUCUGUUGUUUCGCUGUGGUCCCUCCUCUCUCGUGAUCUGUGUCCCAGGUGCCGUUUGUCAUUGUGAGCUUUUUUGUCUUCUCAUCGUGCUUCCAUUCAAGAUCUUUUUAUCUUUGUACUGCAUGUCGGCUUUCUGCGUGUGUGUUUUUGUCUUCGUGUUUGAAGUCUCUGUGUGUGUUUUUGCUCAUUCGUCGAGAAAUAUACCAUCAUUCCUGAAUCAGUGCGAUGUUUUACUGUGAUUUUGAAUGCACAUUUGUGUUUUUCAUUUUGUGUAUGCGUGUGUGUGUGUUUGUAUGACUGAGCAGCAGGGUCCAGCCAGUCAGGUGCAGCUGAAGCGCCAAGCGGAGGCUCUGCAGGUUGGCCUCCAUCUUGUUCUCUCUCUCCUCCUCAUAGAGUGUGCUCCUCUCUUAAUCUUCUAUCGUAGAAGAGAGUAUGUGUGUGUUUUUUGCAUGGCUUUCAUUUAUCUGCUGUUUUAAAACAUACCCAGGUAAAAGUUUGCAUGGUUUUCCUGCUCAGUGUUGGCUCCUCACAUACUUUUCCAUUCCUGUUUUACGCUGCAUGCCCAUCUCUAGCAGCUGUGUGCUCUGUAGACUUGCCUGCUCCUCCUUAACCUUAGACUGUUUUAAACCUUAAAUUAACACUGCAAAUGUAGUCCACUCAGCUUCAUAAUAGAGUGGCAAAACUCCUCUAAUUUAACCUCCAACUAGAAGACAAGGAUCCCUUUUUGCUUAAAUGUCAGCUUUCUCACUUUGUGAUUGGAACCCACUCUGUUUAAAGCUCCAGUUAUCAGCACCAAGAUGUGUCAGUGUACAAAAGCGAGUGAUGAAAUGAAGUGAAACAAAGUGUGGGGGUAGUUUUGGGUUCAGACUGAGAACAGCAGUCUUGAAACUUCAGGUCUUCCUGUUUACAGCUCUGCUUUUGGCCACUGCUCAGAAAAACUCGUCGUAUUCUCCAAAUCAGCAUGAAUCAUCGUUUUCUGUUCUUGAUAAAGCGAGCACUUGUCCUGGAAGAAUCUGUCUCUCUGUCAGAGGACUGUUUGAAACAAUCAGAUUGAAUAAGAAGGUUGCACGUGAAUAAGCACACUCUUAGUGUUCUUUGAGAAGGACGUUUUGCAUCCAUCUUUUAACUAACUCUCCAGUCGUAUUGCACAUGAUUGACCAGGGCUUGACACAAACUUUUUUCACAAGGAGCACAUGUUCUCCUAAGUUGAAAAAGUAAGGAGCACAAAGACCUUAAGGGGCACAAUGAACAUCUCUUGGUCACAUGACAUGGAAGCUAUUGAGGAAAAUAUUCAAAAUUUGCCUUUAAAUUAAACACAAAAUAUUAGAGGAAAAAUUAGGGAAUUAAAGACGUGUGUCUAAUUGGUCGACAUAAGUACUAUUAUCUGAAAUCAAGUUUAGGUCAAUUGGUCAUGUGACACCGGUAGAUCCGCAGUGAAUGUCCAAAUAGCCAACCCAAAACUAACUUCACAGCGGUAUUUACAUGAAAAAACAUUUGUUGCCUUAGCUGAUUUAUUUUUAUGCGCACAUGUCCCUAAAUACAUUUUAAAAUCCGCACACAUCUAUUUUUAGUCUUUGAGUGACACGGUCGCACUGUCGAGCCCUGUUGACCCAUUUAAAAUGGUUUCAGGAGCUUAAAAAAGCUUCAAAUUUGACCAAAAAAAGGGUUUCAAUUCAGAUCAGAAAAGAGAGCAAUAAUUUCUCAACAAAAGACUCGCUCUUUUGUUGAACUGAACAUGUGCAAUACAAUGAAACUCACCUUUUGUUGCUUCAUCCAGUUCAGCUGCAGACUGCUGCAAUUCUUUAGAGGAGGGGGGAAAAACCUGACCUAUUUCUCUCUUUCUAUCCAAGCAGCAGAUUCGUCCAAGAAGUCAGAGGCCAACCCGCUUACAGAGAUCCUCAAAAACCCCACCAAAGUGGUCCUGCUGAGGGUAUGUCUGCACAUGCAGUUAUUAAAUAAUCCUCCUAUUACAGAAACAGUGAUCGUGGCAAGAAAUUGUUAAAAUCAUGUGCUUAUCUUCUAAUCUGGAUUUGUCUUUAGAACAUGGUGGGCCGAGGAGAGGUGGAUGAAGACCUGGAGGGGGAGACAAAAGAGGAGUGUGAGAAAUACGGCAAAGUGGUGAAAUGUGUCAUUUUUGAGGUGAGAGUCUGUAAAAGGGUAAAGGGGUUUGGGGCUCCUGAGGUGAAAAGCACAUUUGUGAGCAGUUACAAAAAUAAAACACAUCUUCUCCUCAGAUCGCAGAGGUGUUGGAUGAUGAAGCGGUCCGGAUAUUCCUGGAGUUUGAGAGGGUGGAGUCAGCCAUCAAAGGUCAGUGUCAGCCUGUGGCAAAAUCCUGAGAGCAGCCUUUGCUGAUUCUUGACAGAGUUUAGCUGCACCUGACUCAGAAUUCAGUCACUUAAGUCAUGGAAGGGAUCGUUUAUAUUCGGAGAAAGCACAUUUGUCUUUGCACUGUUCAAGACACAAGAUGUUUGCACUCUUGUGCCACUCCAAGCUCUCUCAGCAGAGCAACACCAUCAACGCUGCACCUCUAAUUUUCAUACGCAACUGUGGUUUUAUGCGCGGUUUAAAAUGACCCACAUAGAAAGAAAGAAGUGUGCAAAAGAAAGACCCCGACCUCUUGUUGACGCUCCAAACCUGACCUUUGCUGUCAGUGACAACUCACCCAGAGAAAACCAUCAACCUUCAGUUUUCCGUUCCCAUUUAAACCAGAGCAGCUUUCUUUGCAUAAAGAGCAGGAUGAACCAGGUGAUAAAUGAUCAUCUUUGUAUAAUCGUGUUUUUUUUUAUCUUAUUGUGUAACUGCUCUAAUAUUGUGGGUGAAAGUGUGUCCCUUUCCUAAAUGGGUUGGCCCAGAUCAGAAACAAGGUGAGACUUGACUCCCUGUGGUGUUACAUCAUCCAUGGCCCGGGAACCCAGCCGUCUCCCUGCGGCACCAACAGCACCACACGGACAUCUCAGUUCUGUGAAAGCAGGACAAACUCUCUAAGAACAAAAAAGAGGCAGAAUUAUUCAACACUGAGCGAUCGGUUUCUGUCGACACUGAUGAAACGUUUUAAUGCUCUUUAAGAGGGAAAGUGUCUUGCCUCCUGACCCCUGCAGAGGUGAGGGGUCACACAGUAACAGAUUAGAGAUUACCUUUAUUAUUAUUACUGUCUUGGUCAAGGACGAUCAGGUAAACAGCUGCACCAGUUCACAAUCUUGUGCAAACAGGAGCGUGAACACAGUUUCUGCAAAGUGAAAGGUGAAAUUUUGACUUCUUUCUAGUCAUUCAAGGUUAGGGGGAUUGUCAGUGCAAUGGGGUAGCAUCUGAAUCGAUGCUUAAUUUAAAAAAUUUGAUUACGAAAGUAUUUGAAGAAAAAAAUACCUUUGGUUUUUGAAAAUAUAUCUAAUUGACGUAAAUAUUUCUGAAGAAAUUCUAUUUGGAGAUCAAAUUUUGCUUGGAAACUUGGGAUACACUUGAGGAAUAGUUUCUGCGAACACCAUCUUGCUGUGAGGAAAAGUAGGAAAUAAGAUUGACUUUUAUGUUUGUGAGUUAUUAAGUAUGAAGUUAUGACUAAAAGACAACUUAGCCUCGUUAAAACUAACUUUGACAACAGAAUAAAACAACAAGCUUGGCUUUUUCCCCAACUGUUUGUUUUACUGAAGUCUUUGAUAACCUGGAAUCCAAUGAAACCAGAUUUUCCGAGCAAAAGAAGGGGCCCUUGAAUCAUACACAGCGCUAAAGUUGAAAGUAGUAUAUUAAAUGAAAAGGCGGGCGAAUAAUAGGAUAACUGAAGGCAAGAAUGUGAUGAUAUUUCCACUUUUAAGUAGUCAUUAAGUGUUCGUGUAGAUCAAGUCUUCAGCCUGUUUUAUUUUGUGUUUGCUAACAGGCUGUGUAGGCCGCAUACACCUGUAAGCUCUGUUAGCCGUUAGCUAGCGGUACAGCUAGCUAAAACACUCCCGGUACGAUUCGCGCUUCACGACCAACCCUGUAUGAAAUUUAAUGUUAAGGUCCAGGUCUUGGUUUAUAUAUUUUACUUCUAAUGCGCUAAUUUACAGAAUAAAAUAUUGAACGCCGUCAGUCUGCCAGUCGUGGUGAGAUGGAGCUCAACGGUUGAUCUGCGUCCGUUUGUCGAUGUAACGUUCACGAAUGAGUCAGUCGUUUGAACGGCUCUUUUUUUAAGUGAACGAUGUGAACCGGUUCACAGUGGCGAGCUGUUUGUUUGCGAGCCGUUCUGCCCACGCUGCGUCUUCUGUUGUAAGCCGUGUGCCCUAAACGCCAGGUAGGGUAGGACAAUUUUGCAUUCACAUUGUUUUCAUGUCUUAAUUGUCAUCACUUAAAUGUAGCCUGUGUCGUUUUGUGACAUAAAUUAACCAUAUUCUGAACUAAAAUUAAGUUUAAUUUGUGUUUUUUUUCUGUUCGGGUUUAAGAGAAAUGAUCAUUUCACAUUCUCUGCAAUAGUAAAUGAAUAGAGAGGGGAGGUGUAUUCCCGCUUUUCUCUCUGAUGCCGAUCACAUCCUCAGUUACUCUGUCCCUAUCACUUACUGCAAGUGAUUCAGAGUAUGAUGGGAUCGUCUAAUCAGUGUAACAUUUAACACUCUGUACGCCUCGUGUCAGGACAUUAGAGUUUAAUUGCACGUUCAGUCCAUGAGUGAAAAGUUCUUCAAACAACUCAGAACCAAGAGAGAGUACAUUGCAACCCACAGCAAUGCAGUCGCUGUGGGUUACAGUGCACUCUCUCUGUCUCUCUUCACUCUCUGUGUGUGGCUUUGUCUCAUACGCUCCGUCCUCGCUGGUGUUCGGCAGCUUCUUCGUUGGUCAAAAGUUUGGCUAACUUUAGCAGGAAGACCGAACUCUUAUCUCAGUGCAACAUUAGCAACACAGUUGUAUCAUGCAAAGGAGGGUAAACGACCAACAUGAUUAAACACCUCAGGAUUCAUGGAGGAGAAAUAUCCGAGUGCUCGUCUUUGACGCGCUUCGCAGGUGUUAUGCCGUAGAAUGCACCCCUGUUGAAAGUACUUAACAAGGCGCAAUAAUCCAAGUUUUUCUUACCGUUGAUCUAAAGCGUGUGCCUUUAAUGAUUUCAUUCAGGCUAUUCAGAUAUGCCGAAAACAAUAGCCCUCUGAUUCGGAAUAUUUACUGUCCCGAAAAUAUAAUGUUCUCUACCUUAACAGCUUACUGUACAGUUUAUAUACCCAAGUACACCUCUAUGUGUGCAUUUUUGAGACACAUAAAAACAAAACGAAAGUUUACUGCUCCAUUUGACAUGUUGUCAUGAUCUAAUACUCGUGUUUUAUUAGAUAUGAGAUCAUAUUUCUUCCACUUUAAGAAGCUAAUGAGUGGAGGGGAGGCAUUCUACGGCAGGGGUGCAUUCUACAGCACAACACCGGUCUUCCGCUAACCAGUCAGGAUCAAGUGAAACAAUAAAUUACUUCUGUCCUCUGCUAACAUUAAAGCGGCAAACAAAUUGCACUGUGUACGGUGGGUCAACUUAACUAUCCAACUAACGUUAGCCCUUGUACUUUUUCAUAGACAAACGACCUGACAACAAAAAUUGAUAUUUACAUACUGGUUGAAAAUAUCCCUGUGAGAAACUCAUAGUAAAGUUCUUAAAAAGUUUAUAGAAUUUUUUUCUAUAUCCUGCCUUUUAAAAGAAUCGAAAAAAAGAAUCGAUAGGAAUCAGAAUUGAAACGAGGAACUGAAAUCAAAAUCGGAAUCGUUCAAAAUCAAACGAUACCCAACCCUACAUAAAGAUAUAGCAGAAAUAAUGCUCAGAUAUAUGCACAGUUCUGCUUUUAUAAGGUCAGUUAACUGUGGCACAGUGCAGAAUCUUUUUUUUCCCUCUGAAAUGUACAAAGUUGUUUGUCUUUUAAGAGGCUUUUAUCACUGACACACAGAGCAGAGUGUUCAUAUUACUCAGCCGCCUGCCACAACAGUUUGUUCCACAAAUUAAAAGUUGUCUCCUUUAAUAAAGACACACAGCCACAGCUCAGGAGGUUACAGAAAACAAGUCAUCAAACAUUUGUAACUUCAACUACGAUAAACAUCGAUUCAACUUUGAACUGUAGUUUCACAUCCAAAUAGGGAAAGAUUCGCAUUUGAAGAAUAACAGUGAACAUGCACAUUUUAGCACAAGUAUGGAGGAUCUUCUUCACUGAGAGACUCAAGUUGUGAGAUUUUUUAAAAAGAGUUAGUGGCAGUAAGAGAUGAGGAAAUAACUAAGAGGAGGAACAUUUUGAAAUUGCAAAUGUGUUUUCAAAUCCAACAAAAAGUUCCCAUUAUUUUAGCCAAAAACUGUAGCUGAAAGAGCAGCUUAAUCUUUAUAUUUGGUCUUCGUCUUGGAAAGUAAAAGGUGGUAUUUUGGCUUAAGGCGGUGACUUGGAUCCACAUUGGCAUUUUAUUUUAUAGACGACCACUAAUUGAUUAAAACAGGGAUUUCUUUUGGCGCUAUGAUUGCUUGUCUUUCUCUUUACACCACUUUGUCACACCUUAUGUCCCGCCCACAACACUCUCUGAUUGGCUAGACCACACACAACAUUAUACAUGAAAUUUGAUGUUUCAGUUUUGAUUAAAUAUUUCAUGGGCGCAUUUAAGCAAAGUUUUGCAUUUGAGUUUGUAAUAUCCCAAAGUCAAGAUUCAGACCGAAAAGUUUUUAAUUUUAGUGUGAAUUCAUAUUGGUUCCAAAUAUCACUUAUCAGUCUCAUGAAUCAUUUAUAAUCUGUAUCGGUAUCAGCACUGUAAAACAAAUACUGUUUGACUUUGCGUGUGCAUAACAAUCCAGAAAACAGAAAGGGCGUUGUGACCCUGCUCAGAAAUUAAACACACUUAUCACACUGUGUAUAACCUCGCAGAAAGUGUCUGUAUUCAUGUUGUUUUUUCUCUUUCUAGUAUCUUUGUGUUGAAAAUGUUUAUCAGUGUUCUCCAGCACAGUCUGACUCUGACCGUCUCUCUCCUCCGCAGCCGUGGUGGAUCUGAACGGGCGCUAUUUUGGCGGGCGAGUCGUCAAGGCCUGCUUCUACAACCUCGACAAGUUUCGUAUUUUGGACCUGGGCGAGCAGGUGUGACACCAGGCCCCCCACUGAAUACAUCAUUACCCUCUCACUUGUACAUAUUGAACCUUUUUUUUAUAUUUCCAGAAGAAGCAGUGAAGCGUGCGUCUGUAGUGAAGAGACAUCAUGUAGAUUAUUGGUGCGAUGCCUUUAUGUCAAGACAAAAUAAAAGGUAACAUUGAUGUCCACUGA
Xyrichtys novacula (pearly razorfish) is the source of this 10440-nucleotide messenger RNA. The record is from the annotation of a GenBank genome assembly. NCBI's taxonomy places the organism in Eukaryota, Metazoa, Chordata, Actinopteri, Labriformes, Labridae.